AUGCCUCCAUAUCGACGUUUUCGACUUAAUCUUCAUCGUCACACACAAACUAUGCUUAAAAAUAAAUCUAAUCAAAAAUUUACAAAAUCAUGGUUAAUAUGGGUUAAACUUAGUUUAUCUGCUUCUGUUCCGUUGAUGAUUGCAAUAUUUACUAUUGUUUCUUAUGUUCAACAAAUGCAAAUUGAUGAACAUAAUCGUCAACAAGAUGAAGAAUUAGCGAUUGCUACACGUGAAAAAGAUAUAUCAAUAGCGAAUUUAACACGUAUACAAGAUCAUAUGAUUGCAAAUAUAACACGUUAUCAUGAUCUUGAAAUUGCUAAUUUAACACAAAUUAAAGAUUGGGAAAUAGCAAUGGCUAAUUUAAAUAUUGCUAAUGAAACUAAAAUGCAAGAUCGUCAAAUUGCAGAAGAUAAUCGAAAAGAAGAUCGUAUACAACAGCAGGAUUUACAUUAUGAAACACUCUAUUCUAAAUAUAUUGAUGAUAUUUCUACAAUUCUUUAUAAAGAACCACAUAAUCAAACAACAUUUACUAAUGAAGAAAAAAAAAUGCUUUAUAUACGUCGAAAGACUCUUAUAACUCUAAGAACAAUUGAUAGUGAACGACGAAGUCAAUUAUUUGUAUUUCUUUAUGAAAAUAAUUUAUUACCUGAUCAAUCAUCUCCAUUAACAACAAUAUCAUUAAUGGGAGCUGAUUUAAGAAAUAUAACAAUUAAAAGUCCAUUAACUGGUUCAUAUGAAUUUAAUUCCUUAACUUUACAAUCUCUUAAUUUAAUGAAUGCCGUAUUUAGUGAUUGUAGAUUUCGUGGUGGAACAAAUUUCAGUGGUUCAAUUCUUACCAAUGUACAAUUUAUUGGUGCAGUUUUCGAAGAUAAUUUAGAUGCAUAUAAAGUUAAACUUAUAAAUGCAUCGUUUACAGAUUGUAUUUUUAAAAAGAAGAUUAUUAUUGAAGAUUCAGAUUUAAGAUAUGCAAAAUUUAUUCGAUCAAAUUUUGAACAAUUAUCAUUUGUAUCGAUUAAUUUUACUAAUGGAUCAUUUAUCAAUUGUAAAUUCUCUGGCGAAACAAAUUUUAAAAAAUCAUUUAUGAAUGGAGUUACGUUUACAAAUUCUGAAUUUGAAACUAAUAAACAACAUGAAUUUGAUCAUGUAUCGUUAGAUUAUUCAUAUUUUAAUAAUAUGUCAUUAGCAAAUACUACGUUUCAAUAUUCAAAUCUAUCAUAUACAGAUUUAAGUAAUACACAUUUAGGUAAUGUACAAUUUACUUCAAAAAUUUUACUUAUUAAUUCAAUUUUUUACAAUACAAAUUUUACUGAAGUAAAUUUUACUCAUGUAAAUCUUUCCGGGGCAAGAAUUAAUAUGAGUUAUUUUCAAGAUUCACAACUUUAUAAUGUUAUUCUACCCAAUGGUACUUGGUUGAUUAAUCAUGAUAAUCUAUUGAAAAAUGGAAAUGCCGAAAAAUAUUGUUGGUGGCCUUUUAAGGAAAACAUUCUAACGCAAUGGAAAGAAGAAAUUGAUGCACCAAUUUUAUAUCAUCAUAAUAUAACUCAAUUAGAUUCGACAAAUUCAUCUAUAGGGAAUUGUUCAUUUGCAUGUACGGAUAGACAUUUAUGUUCAAUGAGACAAUUAAUAGAACUUAAACAAUUUAUAUUAUUUAUUGAUAGUAAUGAAUUGGAAUAUACUGUAUCGGCAUAUUUUGGAAGCAAUAAUGAAUGUGAACAAGGUCUAAUUAGUAUAUGGAUUGUAUCAUAUGAAGGAAGAUUUAAGAGACAAUUAAGAAAUCCUUAUAUUAAAUCAUCGACUAAUUUUAUAAAAUGGCAACAAAAAACUGACACAUAUAAAUUAUCAAAAAUGAAUGGAGAUCUUUAUUACAUACGUAUAACAUUUAAUAAAUAUUCAACUUCAUGUUAUGUUGAUAAUAUUGAAUUUCAUCUGCGAAAGAGUUCAAUAUACAAUCUUAAUUAG
Molecule: messenger RNA, 1959 nt
Organism: Adineta steineri
Lineage: Eukaryota; Metazoa; Rotifera; Eurotatoria; Adinetida; Adinetidae
Source: the annotation of a GenBank genome assembly